Messenger RNA from Vicia faba (fava bean), 657 nucleotides. NCBI's taxonomy places the organism in Eukaryota, Viridiplantae, Streptophyta, Magnoliopsida, Fabales, Fabaceae. The record is from the annotation of a GenBank genome assembly.
AUGGAAGAGAAAAUGAUAAUGCAUUAUAGUAGCUUUCAUAAUAUUUUGCUUGUGGGAGAGGGAGAUUUUUCCUUCUCACUCUCCUUGGCAAGGGCAUUUGGCUCAGCUGUUAACAUGGUUGCUACCUCUCUAGAUAGUAGAGAGUCUCUAGUGCUGAAGUAUGGAAGUGCAUCAAGUAACUUGAAUGAACUCGAAGCUCUUGGCUGCACCAUCUUGCACAAUGUGGAUGUUCAUAAUAUGAGUGAACACCAUUAUCUCAAUAACAAAAGUUUUCAUCGAAUUAUCUUUAACUUUCCUCACGCUGGUUUUGAUUAUCGUGAAUCCAAUGACUUCCAGAUUCUGUUACACAGAAGAUUAGUGAGUGGAUUUCUUAAAAGUGCUAAAUGCAUCUUGGCUCCAGUUGAAGGAGAAAUUCAUGUUUCACACAAGACAUCACACCCAUAUAGUAAAUGGGACAUCGAGGGUCUGGCAGAAAAUGAGGAAUUGGUUUUUAUUGAAGAGGUGGAUUUUCAACAAUCAGAUUAUCCAGGUUAUAGUAACAAGAGAGGUUCCGGCUUGCAAUGUGAUCAGAGUUUUCCUAUUGGAAAGAGUAGUACUUUCAAAUUUAUUACUUUUAAAUCUUUUGGUUAUAUUGAUUUCAUGUUGCCUUUUUUCUAA